AUGAGGACUGACGUACAUCAUGCGACAGAGGCGACCAGGCGGAAACACGUCUGGAAGCCAUUCUCCGUCCGUAUCGAGCAAACAAGCAUCGAUGUCGCACAUCGGAUCACCAGAACACCGCUGGACGAGGCCGAGACAGGGUCUUACUUCGCGGCUGGUCUCGAGAAAUGGACGGAGCUUAAUCUAACGAUUCCAUUUGUUGAAUUUCUCAAAGAGGUUGAAUCAAAAGCACAAAGUCUACCGCAGAUUGUGCAUCAUCAGGCGGAGAUUCUCGAUGUCUUACUAAAGGCCAUCGCCAAGCAAGAUGCGCUCGCACUUGAUGCCCUCCUUGAUUUGCUGGUCCAAUUGAUUCGCGACCUUGGGAGCGACUUUGAGCCAUGUGUUGCUCGCACAUUGGAUGUUCUCCUGAUGCUUGCCAAGCACAAAGAGGUGGAAGUAAUCGAAAUGGCAUUCAACACGAUGGCCUAUCUUUUCAAGUACUUGAAUCGAGUCUUGUCGACCAAUCUCAUUCCUGUUUACACACAAAUCGCUGGGCUGCUCAGUCAAACCGAACAACAGAAGCCCUACAUCACUCGAUUCGCCGCCGAGUCUCUCUCUUUUCUUCUCAGACGCACAAAAGGCGGACAUCAGAGCGAUGUGAUUGCAUACAUUCUCGAUGAUGUGCAGCACACUGGAUCAAUUGCUUAUCUAGAAGGUGUCUGCGUCAUGUUCACGGAGGCGAUAAAGGGCGUCGAGCAUGCCAUUCAUGCUCGUGGGCUUUUACUGCUGCAAUCCAUUGUUGCUUAUACUACAGAGGUUGCUGAGCGCAUGUUUGAAGGGAGCAGUUCCGAAACAGUGUGUUUGAACAUCACAACCAGCUUGCUCCACCACAGUAUGCGAGAUACAUUUGCCCCAAUCUUGGAGUUUUAUCAAAGUCUCUCAAGUCCUUCAAAAGAUGCGUUGUACGCACAUAGGGUCGACUUUUCUUUCCGGCUGCUUUAUGUCUGUUGUGCAGUCCGCAAAGGCACGCGAAUUACGGAUUGGCCAGCAUUGUUGCAAUUGGUCAAGAAAUACUUUGAUGUAUGCGAUUCGUCUUGGAAUGCAGCUCGAUUGGCGAGUGUGCUCUUCACUUAUACACCGCUAGAGCUACUCGUUGCGCCCGCAAACGCUAUCGUGCAGCAAAUCUCAGGAAAUACCAUGGAUUUACUUGCGUUCAGCAUUGUCAUGGCAAAGCAGAGGCUAGAUGUCUUUGAGGCCUUCGUCUUGCCAAAGUAUCAGCAGUCAGUCAAUGACAAUUGGUCGAAUUGUCAGCCGGAAAUUGUGCAAAGCUUAAUACAGCUGAACAAGCUAGAUGCACUUACCGUUGGGUCGUCUGCGUUACGAGAUGGCAAGCUGCGUUUCAAUGCAGGAGUCAUGCAAUCAAUCGCUGACCAACUCGAUGCAGCCCGAAUCACGCAGCAAUCGAAAGUCUCCCUUCGCGCGCUUGUUGACGUCUCUAAUCUCUUGUCGUCGGCAAAGGAUAUGACGAGCCAUCUCUUGUCUCUACUCAGCCGCACACUAGAGGCUAAUCAUCCUGGUUCGCACUACAAUCUCCUUAUUGGCAGCAUUCUUGCACAGCUUGCUCAAGGGCCAAUGCUGCCGGUCGACUCUGUCAAGGCACUGCAACAUUGCCACAGUGUUUGGAGGUCUGCUGCCUCGCUGCGUGGCGUCGCAAUGCUUACAGCUCGGCAGAAGCUCAAGUUGAGUUCCGGUGAACCAGCUAUUGAGAUGCUCAUCCAAAAUUUGGCUUUGCCGGGACAUGAAAGACGUUUGUACUCGUUACAAGUUCUUUCGGCAUUGGAUUUCAAUGAGCUUGAUCGAGAUUUAGUGUCUGUCUGUGAAAUCAUCGAAUCGACCGACCUGACCAUUGAUGCGACACGCGCUCUAGGCUUACAGAUACGAAAGCUCACGCAAAAUUAUCCCCUCGUCAAGAGUGGCGUCUUGAGACGCGUCAUUCAAGGGCUAUGCAUGGGCUUGUUGACCACCAAUUAUACACCAUUUUGGGACAUGUGCAGCGAUACUCUGGCUUCUAUCGCCCAGCAUGAACCAGAUGUAAUCUGGGCUGCAGCCAAGUCUUGGUUUGACGAACCACGUUUCCCGACUGGCGACCCGGAAACCUGUGAUAUCACUGAUGAAGCCGAUCAGAAGAUCGCAGAGGCGUCAACUGAUGCAUUCCGCUGCUUCAACACUGCUGCCCUGCGGCAAAAUUGUGUUUCCUCCCGACAAGCAGUUUUGCAAGUGGAUUCGGCCAAUGCAAAGGACUACAAGCGCGACAUGACAAUGGACGAUGCAACGGCUACUGUCAGCAAGCGAUCACAAGCUAUUCGUGUUUUUGGCAAGGUCCCCGAACUUGCUGAGCGUCACGCACGUGAGCUUGUUCCAGUAUUUUUAGAGCAGCUGGGCCGAUUUGAGGAUGAAGACGAAGACCACGCUAUGACGGAGCGAUUCUCGAGAAAAGAACGUGUGGAAUUCCUUGCACUCUUCACCAAAUUCAACAACCCGGCGGCCUUUCCCCAAGUAAGCAAAUUUCGAUCAAUUAUCAUGGACCUGCUGUCUUCGGGCGAUUCACGAGUCCAAAUGCAAGCAUUCACCAUUCUCAUGCAUUUCAGGGACGCACAUCUUCGCAAGUACGAAGACAACUUGAAGAAUCUGCUCAGCGAACAGCGUUCCAGGGAUGAAAUUGUCACGUUCUUGCAAACAGACGCCGACGAAACGAUGAUUGAGUCGGAUCACCGACCUGAAGUAAUCCCAGUCGUUGCACGCAUCUUGUACGGCAAGAUGAUUACACGUCGUCAUGCGAAUUCGCAAAAGAAGGGCCUAGGCAACUCGCGUACGAUUGUUCUCAGCGCCAUUGCUAGUAUGCCACCGCAGGAUCUGGGCAUCUUUCUUCAGCUCUUCCUGAAGAGCUUCACAGGCGUUGCUCUUGUUGACAAGACCCGACCAGACUAUGUGAUCCUCGCUGGCGAGGAUGUGCCUUUGCGCAAGCAGCUUGGUUAUUGUACAAUGAUGGAGGACACCCUUGAGCAGCUUGCCGGCAAAAUUCUUCCAUACGUCGAAGGGUCACUCGAUGCGCUGCUCUAUUGCUUCGUCUCUGCGACACAGACAAUCGAGACUUUGAUGGACACUCCAGAUGCAGAAAUUAAAAUUAAGGCUGCUCGAUCUAUUCGUCAUUCAGUCUACCACACUCUCAACCUCAUGUUCACUUACUGCAGAGACUUUACUUGGCAACCUUACAUGAAGGCCAUCUUCCAGCACUUUGUGGACCCUCGCUUGGAAAAGCUGCCGAAUGAGUCUUCUCAAAAUCCUUCCGGUGUGCUAAAGCUUCUUGGCAACUGGGCUUCAUCGCCAAAGACAUCUCCAUUCCUUGUCCAGUACAACCAGCAAGCUCUCCAGAGUGUUUAUCAGACACUGACAGAAAAAACGCUCAAAGACUCUGUUGCUAUCUUUGUGCUUAAUUUGGUUCAGGACCUUUUGGACCAGCAAAGUUCUGAUCUUUCCGCGCCUAUCAAAGACCAGUUGAUCAAGGACAAGGUUCCCCUGUUCUUGGAUUGCAUGACGAUACUGCUUCAGAAUCAGCAAUUCGCCAGCACAAAUAACACCAUCAAUGCCGACUUUCUCAAUCUGGAAAUCCAGGUUUUGUCUGGAAUCUCAGCUCAUGUUCAAGAUGGCGCAAGCGUGCAAAAGCUUUUGGAUCUUUUGAUGCCUUUGCUGCAAAAGCCAAACAAGGUGGUGCAAGAAUCAGUCAAGGAAGACAUUUUGUCUAUUGUGGCCAAUUUUCUUCCGUUGAGCGACGACUUUGUCAACGACUCGCCCUCGCUGUGGAGCAAGUUCAAUGCUAUUGGGUCUCUGUUUGCAGCUCUAUCCUCACGAAGUGCACGAGCAUCGCUCGUCCAGAUUGUCCAGCUCUUUGCACAAAAGGAUCAAUCUUUGGUGUUGAUGGCCUCCAUCUUAGAGGAACUGAAUGCAUUCUCCAAACGUCGGCUCGACACACCAGACUUUGAUCGACGACUGGCGGCCUUUGCAAGGCUCAACGAGGAGCAAUACAUGCAAAUCUCUGUUCGCGCUUGGCGUCCCUUGCUCUACAAUAUGAUCUUCUUUAUCGGCGACGAAGAAGAAUUGGCCAUUCGUACUAACGCUGCAUACACCGUUCGUCGACUAUUAGAGCGUGUUCGUGAAGCGGAUGACAAGUCGUCCUUGCUACCCCUGCUCGAGACGGAUCUUUACCCAGCAAUGAAAAAAGGUAUGCGACACAAGACGGAACUCAUUCGACAAGAAUGGGUCGGCCUGUUGGGCACGCUUGUCAAGGAAUGUAGUUUCUGGCCCACGGUUGCUGAUCUAGAACCUCUCCUUGUCGGCAACGACGAAGAAGCUUCCUUCUUUGCCAACAUCCUCCACAUUCAGCAGCAUCGUCGCAUGCGUGCGCUGCGUCGUCUUGCGAAUAUAUCCACAACUCAUGAAAUCCAGAGCAACAAUAUCGCACAGCUGAUUUUGCCGCUGAUUGAACACUACUGCUUCAUGCCAAAGGAAGAAAGUCACAAUCUUGUUGCCGAAACGAUCAAGGCGGUUGGUGUGCUCAGUCGAUCACUCAAGUUUAAUCAAUACUCGGCCCUCCUCAAGCGUUAUAUCGGACUUCUUCGUCCUGACGAGAAGACUCAAGCGAUAGUUGUACGGCUAGUUGCUGCUGUUGUGGAUGCGCUGGUUGGCAAAGUACAGGUAUCUACAGAGCUGGUCGAUCACUUGCAAGAUAGCGAAGAUGAAGAGAUGAAUGACGCUGCGCCAAAUGGACAGAAAGUUGCAACAGGAGAGCGUCCAAUCGUGAAAACACUGCAUGCUUCUCAGCCGUCACCGGAAAAGGUACAAGAAACUGUUAUGAACGGAUUUCUGCCCCAUCUCAUCAAGUACCUGCACAGCAAGGACGACGAGACGGUGCAUUACCGUAUUCCAGCAGCGGUGACUGCCGUCAAGUUGAUUGCCACAUUGCCCGAGGAAAGAUUGCUGGCCAAACUACCGGGCGUCUUGACGGAUGUCUGUCAUAUCUUGCGCAGUAGGUCACAAGAGUCGCGCGACAUGACGCGAAAGACGCUGGGUGAGAUUGCCUCGCUGCUUGGGCCAAAGUACUUUUCUUACAUUCUGGCUGAGCUCAAAGGUGCUUUGCAACGUGGUUAUCAACUGCAUGUGCUUGGUUUUGCUGUGCAUACCAUGCUUGUCAAGCUUGAAGCAGCACAUGGCUCACUGGAUUACUGUGUCAGCAAGAUUGUUGACAUGCUCAUUGACGAUAUCUUUGGAGAGACUGGCAAAGAGAAGGAAGCAGAUGACUACAUUUCAAAGAUGAAGGAGCUCAAGACCAAUAAGAGUUAUGAUUCCUUUGAGCUUGUAGCCAGUGGCAUCAAGUUGAGCAGCAUGGGUGAAGUCAUAUUCCCAUUGCGGACGCUUUUGGCAGAAACUGGAUCCCUCAAAGUGAUUCGCAAAGUGGAUGAGGUGCUUCGGCGACUGACGCUUGGCUUGUUGAAGAACGAAGCUUGCCACGGCCGCGAUGCGUUACUUCUGUGCUACAAUAUUUACGCACAAACACUGACGCAGACUCAACCUCGAGAAAUCAAGGAGCUCACCGUCACUGAACAGGCUCGCAAAGAUGCAGAAAAGAAUUUUGUGGUGGACCUCAAGGCGCGCAAGCAGUUUAGUAAAAACCACUUUGCUGCAAAUGCACACAAACUCCUCAAGUUUGCCCUCGAGACGCUACGCUCCAUAUUGGGUCGAUUCCCGGACUUGCAAACACCAGAGAACCUGGCAGCGUUUGUGCCGCUCAUUGGGGAUUCAAUGAUGUCUGGCUUUGAGGAUGUGCAUAUGGCUGCCCUGAAAUUGUUGACACAAAUUGUCAAGGUUGAUCUCAAAGAGUUGGACGCAGGGGCGCCAGUCUUCAUUGAACGUGCCGUUGGUUUCAUUCGUGGUUCGCCCUCUACGCAAUCUGAGAUUUGCCAGGCAUCGCUCAAGUACAUUGCUGCUAUACUCAGGGAGAGAAGAGAGGUGCCCAUCAAGGAUUCGGUUUUGGCAUACUUGUUGAUUCGCAUUCGCGCAGACUUGGAAGAACCUGACCGGCAAGGCGUGACAUUUUCAAUGCUGCGUAGCAUCAUGGCGCGUAAAAUCAUGGUGCCUGAACUUUACGAUUUGAUGGACGCAGUGGGCACAAUGAUGAUUACGAAUCAAUCGCAAGGUCCACGAGACAUGGCGCGCAGUGCAUACUACCAGUUCUUACUGGAUUACCCACAAGGCAAAGGUCGACUGAAGACGCAACUCACCUUUUUGGUGAAGAAUGUCGAGUAUGUGCAUGCCUCUGGUCGCAAGUCCGUCAUGGAGUGCCUGCUGCUUAUUGUGCAAAAUUUUGGCGAUUCAGUAUUACAGGAAUAUCUGCCCAUGUUGUUCCUGGCAUUGACAAUGGUGCUGAUCAAUGAUGAUGAAGCGACGUGUCGUGAGAUGGCCGGUGCACUCAUCAAGAAGAUUUUGCUGCGAGCAGAUGAAUCGUGCUUCAAGACGAUUGUGCAAGCACUCAAAUCUUGGGCAUACAACGAUGGUGUGCUCCUGCAGCGCGCUGCGUUCCAAGCGUUUGGUCUGCUGUUUGAAGUGCGGCCGACUCAAGACACACUCAAGUUUUUUGUGGAAAAGUUCACCACUGAAGUUGUUGCUGCUGCCGAAGCUGUCAAGGAGGAAGAGGCAGAUGAUGAGGAAGAUGCGCAACACUGGCAAGUUCUCUUUUACGGUCUCCAAACAUUCGGCAAGUUAUUGGCAGGUGCCGCAACAACCUAUAUUGCAGCGAAGCAUGACAAGCUCUGGCAGGCAAUCAUCCAGCUCAUGCUCUAUAAACACGCCUGGAUCCGUCUAUCCUCCUCAAAAUUGGUCGGCUUGCUCUUCAGCAAUGCGCAAGCAUCCAAUAAGCCAACCUUGCACGCUGGCAAGGAUUUGAUCUUGGCUGAUGUGGUGCUUGUGCGCAUUGCUCGACAACUCUUGAUUCAGCUGCGUUCACCCUUGCUGUCGGAUGAACUCGGUACGCAAAUCACCAAGAACCUCGUCUUUUUGCUCCGCUUUUUCAAUGAGAAGAACACAUUAUUGCCGGUACGAGAAGAUGCAGAAGAGGAUGACUUGCCUGUGAGUGGUGAGACAUGUACUGCUUGGCUGCUAAAACGUGUAGCGACACAAUUGCAAACUGACAGGGAUGUGAAGCGGGAAACAACAACAUUGGUGCGAACACUGCUGCUCAAGUUCCUCGCCGUUGCCAUACAGAUCCUUUCAGCAGAGUCUGUGCAAGAACAUGCUACAUUGUUGGCGAAACCACUGUACAAAUACGCAGAGGCAGAUGUGCAUAAUCCUACUCAAGGAACACUCAAGGAUCUGUCUCAGGAAGUACUCGCAUUACUGAAAGCGAAGCUUGGCACGACCCUGUUUUCACAAGCCUACAAUGCCGUUCGACAGGCACAAGUUGCGAUUCGUCAAGAACGCAAGGAGAAGCGCACGAUUGAGGCUGUUGCGAAUCCUGAGCGCGGUGCACAGAAGAAGAUGAAGGCUGGGCUGAAGAAGAAGGUGAAGCGUGCUGAAGUGGCCAAGGAGCAUAAAUUGAGACGAACCAUGCGGCAGGGAUGA
Protomyces lactucae-debilis is the source of this 7650-nucleotide messenger RNA. Its product is annotated as armadillo-type protein. The transcript has 2 exons. Lineage: Eukaryota; Fungi; Ascomycota; Taphrinomycetes; Taphrinales; Protomycetaceae. Gene Ontology annotation, cellular component: 90S preribosome; nucleolus; small-subunit processome. The record is from RefSeq and is a predicted model, not a curated record. The coding region runs from base 1 to 7650 and encodes 2549 amino acids.